This is a messenger RNA of Anastrepha obliqua, 844 nucleotides long. RefSeq lists its product as uncharacterized. The record is from RefSeq and is a predicted model, not a curated record. The transcript has 2 exons. NCBI's taxonomy places the organism in Eukaryota, Metazoa, Arthropoda, Insecta, Diptera, Tephritidae. Bases 153 to 626 code for a protein of 157 amino acids.
UAUACCAUAGAGCUGGGUCUUUGCUACCUUUCCCAGAUGGUGACCAUCAAUUUUUGCAAAUAUAUUUUAUUGGUGAUGAGAAUCGUGAAAUAGAUCAGCGCUGUGCAAUUUCGACGAAUACGAGAAGAUCAAUCGUGAAUGAAUUGCAAACAAUGUUCCAUCAACACAAUGAAUUGGUGAAAUUGUUCAAAGUGGCACUCGAUCUGAUGCUCACCGAUGGCCACAAAAUCAUAAUAAAAGCCGAUACCAAUUGGGAGCACGCCAGACGAUUCAAUGUACCAACGAUUGAUGAAGUAGCUAUUGUUGUGGUUGGUGAACAGUUUCAGCCACGAGAUAUUGUUUUGUAUCGUAGAAAUGAGCAAUUACAACGUAUUUCAGAACUCCAUCGCUGUUAUGAUGCAUUGCAAUACCCCAUUUUGUUUUGGAGAGGGGACGAUGGCUAUUAUAUCAACAUACCAAUGAUAAAUCCAACAACUGGUCAAAAAUCAACGAAAACCGUCAGUGCGAUGAAUUUUUAUUCGUAUCGAUUGAUGAUUCGCCCUCAAGAAAACAAUUUUAUUUUGCGAUGCAAUCAACUUUCGCAUCAAUUUUUUAUCGAAUUGCAAGUCAUUUGGACGCAAAUAUAAUAAAAAAUUGAAUGCUCCAGGAGGAACUGGAAAAACAUUUUUAACUUUAUUUAUUUUAGCAUAAUUUAUUUAGCGUAAAAAAUUGAAAUGGAAAUUAAAGAAUCAAAGUUUAAUUACAAGUUUUUAUCGGCUCUUUCACCUUACCUGUAUAUAUGUAGGUGACCACCACAAUCAAAUUUUAAAAAAGUACAGAAAAGGCUAUUGUGACAUCUUUAGAA